This is a messenger RNA of Eutrema salsugineum, 1610 nucleotides long. RefSeq lists its product as uncharacterized. Bases 235 to 1353 code for a protein of 372 amino acids. The transcript has a single exon. Lineage: Eukaryota; Viridiplantae; Streptophyta; Magnoliopsida; Brassicales; Brassicaceae. The record is from RefSeq and is a predicted model, not a curated record.
UCACUUUUCGAAUCCCCUUAUGCGUGAACUCUGUUUCUUGUGCUCUCUCUCUCGAUGAUCCCAAUUUUCUCAUAUUGCUUUCGUGACGCUUUUCCUUAUGCUUUAAACAUUUAACCUAACCUCGUUCUUGAUUUCCAUAAUUUCGGUUGAAGCUAAAAAAAGAACAACGAAAAAAAUCUUCACUUUGCAUCCGAUUUUUACACCCAACAAAAAAAAAUCAUCACUUUGCAUCGGAUGUUUAUGGUAUGCGUCUCGUGCUCGUGCGUAGCUGAAACCCAUUUCGUAGGAAAUCGAAAAAUCAUGGGUAAGGGAUUUUCCGGAACGAAUCAAGGAUCCGAUUCCCGGAAAUUCGAGAUAGAAUCAUCAUCAUCAUCAUCAUCCCCUGACCAUCAUCAAUUCCACUCCAUGAACGCUCUUGAGAUCUUGAGAGAAACCGUUCGGAUUCUCCGGUACAAUCUAGCUGCUUUCAUGUUAAUCGCUGCUCUUUUGAUCUGUCCUGUCUCCGCGAUUCUCUUACCAAACCUCUUGGUUGAUCAAUCAGUCGUUAACUCACUCACUGUCAGGCUUCUCUUAGUCGCCAAAUCAAGUGGCCUUCCUCUGUUGCCUUUCGUGAGGAACUCGUGUCAGAAAUUCUCCGAGACAGCUGUUUCUUCUGCGAUGUGUUUCCCUUUGUUCAUCACUCUCUCGCUUUUAUCCAGAGCAGCCGUUGUUUACUCUGUGGAUUGCACUUACUCGAGGAGGAAAGUUGUGAUGAGCAAGUUCUUGGUGAUAAUGCAGAGACUGUGGAAACGUCUCGUGUUCACUUACUUGUGGGUUUGUCUUGUGAUUGUUGUUUGCCUCACUUCCUUCUGCGUCUUCCUCGUCGCCGUUUGUAGCUCCUUCUUCGUUCUUGGUUUCUCUCCUGAUUUCAACGCCUAUGGAGCAAUCUUGGUUGGUUUGGUGUUCUCAGUAGUGUUUGCAAACGUCAUCAUAAUCUGCAACACAACGGUUGUGAUAUCGAUUCUUGAAGAUGUCUCGGGGCCACUAGCGUUGGUUAGAGCGAAUGAUCUGAUCAAAGGGCAGACUCAGGUGGGUUUGCUGAUAUUUCUUGGAUCGACGAUAGGUUUGACGUUUGUGGAAGGAUUGUUUGAGCAUAGGGUGAAGAUUUUGAGCUAUGGUGAUGGGUCUUCGAGGAUAUGGGAAGGUCCACUUCUUGUGGUGAUGUAUUCGUUUGUGGUGCUUGUUGAUACAAUGAUGAGUGCUGUGUUCUAUUUUAGUUGCCGGUCUUAUAGUAUGGAAGCUGUGGAGGCUUUGGAAGCUUCGGGAGGCGAAACUAGGCCGAUUCUUGAAACCACCGUGGCACAUGAUCUUUAAGAAUGUCUUUUUAGUUUUUUUAGAACAUGAGGAUCCAAGGACAGUGCAAUGAAAAACAAGAACUUGGUUGGUUGCAUUUUGUGCAUCAGACGUAAAUUUGAGAGGCCAUGUAUAUGAAAGAAGGAUUUUUAGUGGAGCAUUUUUUUGUUUCCUAGGCUUUCUGCGUUAUUUCAUUUACAUUUUGUGAUCGUUAAAUAUUGUAACGGCACAUAAUCAUUCUUAGUUUGGUCUAAUUUUGGCAAUAAUCAAAUAUAAAA